Liolophura sinensis is the source of this 3595-nucleotide messenger RNA. RefSeq names its product toll-like receptor 6. Gene Ontology annotation, molecular function: protein binding. Lineage: Eukaryota; Metazoa; Mollusca; Polyplacophora; Chitonida; Chitonidae. The record is from RefSeq and is a predicted model, not a curated record. Bases 350 to 2938 code for a protein of 862 amino acids. The transcript has a single exon.
CUGCUGGUCACACUCGUCCCGCUGGUUGUCCUACCGGAGGAGGGCCUCGGUCAGUGUCCAGUUGACCCACGUUGCACGUGUCAACCCAGAAACAAUUCCGACAUAACGUGUGGUAAAGUUUUCACCGGAGAACUACCAACACUUUUGCCCCCAGAUGAUGUGUAUUUUCGAUCCUUAACAAUAUACGGAUAUGGAAUUUAUUCCAUUGCAGAAGGGGCAUUCAAGAAGAUGCCUGUAACAAGACUGACAUUGUCAAGAAUACAGAUAUCUGAGUUGGAGUGCCAGGUUUUUGCCGGACUAGAAAAACUCAUUAACCCAGUUGACAGUUUCUUAUUCGAGACUUACUUCCAUGCCCAGUUGUGCGAUGAGAAAUCUGAAGAAACUGACGUCAUUUACGUUGACUGGAAGCAGAAUACCUACAAUUCGUCCAGACGACUUUUCAAACAUCACCUUGCUGGAAAGUCUUCAGCUCACAAGUAACUACAUUGAGAAGAUCGAGCCCAGGGCAUUCCGUGCACUUGUCCAUCUUACCGUUCUAAAUCUUUAUGCCAACAAGAUUGCAGGGCUAGACGAUUUUUCUUUCAGAGGUCUUACUUCUUUGAAAACACUAUCAUUACAGAAUAAUGCGAUUUCCAGUCUGCCUGUAAGAUUAUUUGACGAAUUAAUCAAUCUGCAACAACUGUAUGUGGCCUACAAUCACAUCGUGGAGUUAGAGGAAACCCUCUUCUCACGCAAUUCUAAUUUAUCGACCAUUUCUCUACUAAGGAACCAGCUGUCGAGUCUACCGGAGGAAAUAUUCAAGGGACUGGAUAAACUACAGACUUUGGUAGCUAGCUAUAACCGUCUGUCGGAUUUACCCCUGAAGCUGUUUGAAGGAUGUCCCAAUCUGAAUUCUCUAGAUCUCUCAUCAAACAUGCUUACGUAUCUUAAACCCGAAUUACUACGACCACUCACAAAACUUAAGACCAUAAACCUGCGAAACAACAGAAUCUCUGGCAUCUCUGACAACCUCAUGAAUGUUGUGAUGACUGAUGCCUUUAGCCAGUCAGCCAGCAUCGCUUAUAUUUAUCUGCAAAACAACAGUUUAUCGACGAUUCAACCAGGAGCAUUCAGGAAUUUAAUUUCUCUCAGAAAUUUAGGUUUGAGCCAGAAUAAAUUGACUGCGAUUCCACCGGGAGCUCUAACAAACUCAUCUAGUUUGCAGUAUCUCUAUCUGGAUAAUAACCAGAUACGGGACAUACCUCGAGAUUUCUUUGAACAACUGUCAUCUCGUAUAUAUACUCUGUAUUUGGACAACAAUCACUUGCUCACUUCUUCAAUCGUACCCUUGUUUGAAAGAUUACCAAAGUGGACUGGUCUACGUACUCUCCGUCUCUCUGACACAAAGUUACCUCCCUUAUCAGCAGAUGUCUUUACUGCUUUCGGUAGGCUGUCGACAGAACUCAGCCUGAGGAACUGUUCUCUAAAUGGUGAAUUUCCGCUUAACAGAAUCAGUCUACCCGGAAAAACAGAUCUCUCCAAUAAUAACCUAAAAGGUUUUGGUAAAAACACUCAGGUAAAAGUCUUCGGUAGUUCUGUCACUUUCAAUGUCUCUAAUAACGCCCUUGAGACGCUGGACGUCAUUGCCUCCAGUGGUCAGUGGAUCUACAUCUACGCGGAUAAUAAUAAUAUCCGAAAUCUGACAGUAACUGGACGUAAUACAGUAAACGGAGCAAGCGCAAGAUUAAGUAUGAGCAAAAACCUGAUCAGCUCACCCAUCAGGAUUACCACGAAUAUAACAAGGGUUUACCUCCUCGACCUGUCUAGUAACAGAUUUACCAGUGUGGAAAGUCCCCCAGUUAAUUUCACCCAGUCCCUGGAUCCAUGUGCGUUACGGAAUGUCAGCACCCUGAAUCUCUCUCGAAAUGCUAUACACGUUAUCUCACCUGACGCUUGUCUAGGAGGCGUUUUGACUCUGGAUCUGAGUCACAACCAGCUACAGACUCUCGGGGCUUUGAUUCCGGUAAACAGGAUAUCGGUGUUCAAACUGAAUGACCUUUAUCUAGCGGGUAAUCAGCUACACGCUGUGUCGCCAGAAACGUUCAUGGCAGCUAAUACACUACGAGUCCUUGACCUUCGUUCCAAUGAGUUCACUGUAGCCCCGAGUUUACAGAGACUUGUGUCUAACAACACAUUUAGAAAUCUCUACCUUUUAGGUAAUCCACUGCAGUGUGACUGUAGUGCAGCCUGGCUGAGGUAUACACCUAUCAGUUACAAAAUUGACCACGCCCGCUGCCACUCGCCUCCUGACAAAGAGUUACUCCUUGUACAGUGCUACAAUGUGACGGAUUGUGAGGCGAACAGGACGUCAGUGUCUGUGUCCUACUCCAUACCAACUGUUUGUAAAGAGGACUCCGCCAUUGUGCUUCGGGAUGUCACCACUGACACCGCCGGUGACGAUGUUGUCAUCCAUUGGUCAGUGCAUGGUCCAGGUACCAUUACUGGUUUCCGGCUGACAUACAGGGAAGACGCUGGAUCUGACGACGACAAGGAGAAUCUGUACCAUCCAGAGAAGCGCUCUGCUGUCCUGUUCGAUCUGGAGUCUGGUCACAGUUACAACGUCUGCAUAUGGGCAGAGGUAUACCCCGACUCCCGAACAGAACCGGUCUGUGUGCAUGUAGAGGUAUACCCCGAGUCGGUCCCGACUACAGAACCGGUCUGUGUGCAUGUAGAGAGCGUUGCUAACAUUAAUGUAGAAAUUAUGGCUCUGGGAAUAGCACUAGGUGUUUCUGUGUUGAUUAUUAUCGUGCUCGUGGCUUGUCUGAUCGUCAGGUCAAAGAGGGAUGUGAACAAGAAGUCUGGUGAAACCCUUGCCCGGCGAGGAAAUCUCUAUUCUCACGCUCAGGGAGAGGUUGGAAACACACCUGGUGUUGACUUAAUGUAUGAGAAUAUAGAGUAAUAUAACUAUGUCAUGUCAGAAGCCGACCUACCGGCAUCUUAAGGUGUUAUAUCAGAUAACAUAUGCACAGGUAAUCAGAACAUUAAAUGAUAAUGUAACGAAGCGAUGGGUGCUAUUCGUAAUAUAAGAGACCACAGCAUAACGAGUAAUCAUGAACCACAGUGUCGUAGUUUCCUAAAAUCACGUGUAACCGGUGAAAUCUGCUUACGUAAGUGCUUAUAAAGUGGAAUGUUACAAGCCUCUCUAUCGACAAAAUUUGAGGUACAGAUAUGCAGCGUUGUCCCUAACAAUUUAUUAAAUGUCACUGGUCUGGAAUUAGUCAAAAUUCUUUGUUGUCGUCACAUUUAACAAACAAUGUUGGGAAAACUAUAAUGUUUAAAUGAUUCUUGUGUGAUAUGUAAUAUUGGUAAUAUGCUUGACUAAUAGUCGUGUAGUAUGUAAUAUGUAAUAAUAUAAUAAGAUGUUUGACUGAUUAUUGUGUUAUAUGUACAUGUAUCAUUCGUAAGUUGAUUCACUCAUUUUUGUAUAAUAUGUAAUAUUCGUAAGAUGUUUAAUUAUUAUGUAACAUGUAAUAUUCGUAAGGUGUUGUGUCGUUGCUUGAUAUGGUCAUUAUGGCUCACAAAAGCCACCGUAGAAUUCAAAUAUUUGAAUGUUUAU